This is a messenger RNA of Alternaria rosae, 958 nucleotides long. Its product is annotated as concanavalin A-like lectin/glucanase domain-containing protein. Gene Ontology annotation, biological process: polysaccharide catabolic process. Bases 99 to 854 code for a protein of 251 amino acids. Lineage: Eukaryota; Fungi; Ascomycota; Dothideomycetes; Pleosporales; Pleosporaceae. The transcript is spliced from 3 exons. The record is from RefSeq and is a predicted model, not a curated record. Gene Ontology annotation, molecular function: cellulase activity.
ACCGGGAAAGGUACAUAAGACACCCGCACCUGCUUCAUAUCCAUCCAUAUCAUCGAUAAACAACUCACCACAGCUCCGACUUCCGUACAUCGCCCAGCAUGUUGUUCUCCACUGCUACAAUUCUUCUGCUCUCCUCAACCGCACUCGCAGCACCCACUACCCUCCUUCCCCGCGCUGCUCAGUGUGGUCAAUACCAAUCUCAGUCAUCUGGGCCAUACACGCUCUACACCAACGGCUGGGGCUUCUCCUCCGGAACGGGCUCUCAAUGCUCUCAGAUCGACAGCUAUAGCAGUACAGCUGGUUUAGCCUGGUCAACAACAUGGUCAUGGUCUGGCACGCCCAACCAAGUCAAAAGCUACACGAACGUCGACACGGGCUUUACGAAGAAGCAGAUCGGUAGCUAUACGAGUAUGCCGACGACGUGGAAGUGGAGCUACACUGGAACCGAUUUGCGGGUCAAUGUGGCGUACGAUACCUUCCUCGGCUCAUCAGCCAGCGGAACCAACCUCUUCGAAGUCAUGGUCUGGCUCGGUGUCUACGGCGGCGUAUCACCCUUGUCCGCGAACGGAUAUCCCUUCACACCCAUCGCUACCGUCACCAUUGGCGGCCAGAUAUUUGACCUUGCCUACGGCCUCAACGGCUCCGUCAAGGUAUACAGCUUCGUAGCUCGCGGCGGUCGAGCGACAAACUUUAGCGCUGACUUGAACCUGUUCUUUAAAUACCUGUUGGCAAACUAUGGAAGCAAUGGUUUCACGAGUAGUUUGUACUUGCAGGUCGUGCAGGCAGGCACGGAGGUGUUUACUGGAAGCAACGCGAAGUUGACUACGACGGCGUAUUCUAUUGCCAUCAACUAAGCAAUGAGGUAUCGCAUACCUCGUAGCACGUUACAAGACUACUCGGAAGUACUGUCCCAGUCGUCGAUGUUGAGCAGAUGUAAGGUCAAGCAAAUGUACAGUCU